AUGACGACCGUACGACCCUUGAACGAAGAUGAAGUCUUCAACGAGAUGAAGAAAAUGGCAGAUGAAGAAUUCAACAUCGAAAAGGCCAAAAUUGUACGUCAGGAGUCGCUGAACAUCGAAGCUGUCUUUGAACGUAAGAUCAAGCAAGCUGAAGUCCAAAAGCGAAUUGCUCAAUCGAACCAUGUUAAUAAGGCUCGUCUCCGAGUCCUUCAAGAGCGUCAGCAGAUCUUGGACUCGCUCUUUGAAGAUACCCACAACAAUAUCCAAACCAUCUCGAGCGACGAGGAAAGGUACACCGAGCUUAUGGAAGGCUUGAUCCUUCAGGGUCUUUAUACAAUGAUGGAACCCGACGUCACUAUCCGUUGCCGUGAAGCCGAUGCCGAGAUUGCACAGUUCGUUUCUGAGCGCGCUUCGCAAAAGUUCCAGGAAACUGUCAAGCAACAGUCGAAUCUUACUGUUAGUGACGACUAUUUGCCCGCUUCUAGUGCUGGCGGUGUCAUCCUUUCUGGUCUCCAGGGCAAGAUUGUUGUUGAUAACACUUUGGAAGCUCGCUUAGAGGUCAUCAAGGAAGAGAUGCUUCCUCAAAUUCGUUACACUCUCUUUGGUAACUCGCCCAGCAGAAGAUUCUUCGACUAG
Messenger RNA from Zychaea mexicana, 636 nucleotides. RefSeq names its product ATP synthase subunit. Gene Ontology annotation, cellular component: proton-transporting two-sector ATPase complex, catalytic domain. The coding region runs from base 1 to 636 and encodes 211 amino acids. Gene Ontology annotation, molecular function: proton-transporting ATPase activity, rotational mechanism. Gene Ontology annotation, biological process: proton transmembrane transport. NCBI's taxonomy places the organism in Eukaryota, Fungi, Mucoromycota, Mucoromycetes, Mucorales, Lichtheimiaceae. The record is from RefSeq and is a predicted model, not a curated record. The transcript has 6 exons.